UUGACUAUCGAUAGUGCAAUCGAUACUUCUCAUUUUGUUUUGCUUUUGUGGUUGCAAGUUGCAAAUUUUGCAGCCAGACAACGAACGGAUUUUACUGAUGAAUUAAAAUUGAAAUUAGUUGAGUUAAAAUGAGCACGCCCACAAAAACAAAUGGCACUGGCCUGGAGGAUGUGAAUAUACCCGGUCAAGCGUUUCUACGCGAAGCAUUAACUUCCUGCACCGAUCCGUUAAAAGCGAUUGAAAGUUUUCAGGUGGAGAAUGGCGUGCUGUUGCCAUCGUUGCGUCCAAUGCUGCCGCUGUUGGAUUUGCAUGGCGUGCGGCGUCUCGAUUUUCAUACAUCGCUGAUGGAGGAAUUGCGGGACAAGUUAAUAGCGCACAUUAACGAUCUUGGGCAGAAGGAGCCGCGGGAACGGGACAAAAUGUUAAAGGAGCUGCUGGUCAAGAGUUUUCCCGUGGUGCGCGUUAAAUCGCUGCGUCCUGUGGUAAUGGCCAUACUGCGUAAUACACAGCAUAUUGAUGAUAAAUAUUUGAGGAUUCUAGUGAGAGAUCGUGAACUAUAUGCGGACACAGAUACAGAGGUGAAGCGUCAAAUUUGGCGGGAUAAUCAAUCACUGUUUGGGGAUGAAGUGUCGCCACUGUUGUCACAAUACAUACGCGAAAAGGAGCACAUACUCUUCGAUCAUACGAAUCUACAGAAUCUGUUCUUUCAACCCACGCCCAAGGUGCGACGUCAGGGUGAAGUCGUUCAAAAGUUGGCCAACAUGAUUGGCAGCAGUGUCAAGUUGUAUGACAUGGUUUUACAAUUUCUGCGCACACUAUUCCUGCGCACCCGCAACGUUCAUUAUUGUACACUCCGUGCGGAACUCCUGAUGGCAUUGCAUGAUCUCGAGGUGCAGGAGAUUAUCUCGAUAGAUCCGUGUCACAAGUUCACCUGGUGUCUGGACGCGUGCAUACGUGAGAAGAAUGUGGAUAUUAAGCGAUCACGUGAACUGCAGGGAUUUCUGGAUAACAUUAAGCGUGGACAGGAGCAGGUUUUGGGUGAUCUCUCAAUGACACUCUGUGAUCCGUAUGCCAUUAAUUUUCUGGCCACAUCAGCCAUUAAGAUACUACAGCAUUUGAUCAACAACGAAGGCAUGCCGCGAGAGAAUCAAAUCCUAAUCCUAUUGCUGCGCAUGUUGGCAUUGGGUUUGAGUGCCUGGCUCAUGAUCGACUCGCAGGACUUUAAGGAGCCCAAACUGGAUGGCCAGGUGGUGACCAAGUUUCUGCCCGCUCUCAUGUCCCUCAUGGUGGACGAUCAAUGUCGCAGUUUGCAUGCCAAGUUGCCCAACGAUGAACGUGAAUCGGCAUUGACCACCAUUGAGCAUUCCGGACCAGCUCCCGAUGCUGUGGAGGCUUAUAUACAGGAGAGCGCCGUCUCUAGCAUAUUGGCCAUGUAUUAUACCCUACACUCGGCAAGGAUCAAGGAUCGCAUGGGCUUGCUGCGUGUGUUGGCCAUUUUGUCCGGCUGCAAAGAUGAUCGCGCCUAUGAGGAUCCAUUUUUGCACUCACUGAUCGCAUUGCUUAUACCCAUGUGUGAUGAAUUUGCCACGGAAGAUUUCUGCACCACGCUCUUUGAUGAGUUCAUCUUUGCCGGACUGCAGCGGGAGAAUGUCACCUGUCGUCACAUGUUGAAGUUGCUGUGGUAUAUCCAUCAUAAGCUACCGCCUGGUCGACUGGGCAGCCUCAUGAAGGCCAUGCAACCGACGGCGGCACACAAUGAACACAUCCACAAGCUCUAUGAAUCCCUGCAAGAACGCAUCGGCAGUGUUCCUCCCUCCACCAUCACCAUCGCUUCCACCGCUUCCGCAUCCUCCAGCGUUGACAUUUCUACUCAUGUGGAGACGCCAGCGACGCCUUCGCUUCCUGGUGCUUCUCCUGCUUCGGCCUCAGCUUCUCCUGCCUCCGGCACUGAAUUCGAUUCCCCUCUCAAGGGUUUGCCCGUUCCCCCGCCCCACUUUACCACGCCCACUCCAUAGAACUACACAAAUCCUUCGUCUUCAUCCUCGCUUUAGAUUUCUAUUAAGAUCUUCACCAAAGUCUAAUCGAAGCAUUACCAAAAAUAUUAAUUUUUUAAUGUUUCAAGUCACUAC
Molecule: messenger RNA, 2129 nt
Organism: Drosophila innubila
Lineage: Eukaryota; Metazoa; Arthropoda; Insecta; Diptera; Drosophilidae
Gene: NELF-B
Product: negative elongation factor B
Exons: 2
Coding region: 129-2015 (628 amino acids)
Biological process (GO): negative regulation of transcription elongation by RNA polymerase II
Cellular component (GO): NELF complex; nucleus
Source: RefSeq, a predicted model, not a curated record